Messenger RNA from Paraglomus occultum, 630 nucleotides. The record is from the annotation of a GenBank genome assembly. Lineage: Eukaryota; Fungi; Glomeromycota; Glomeromycetes; Paraglomerales; Paraglomeraceae.
AUGAAAUCUGGUGAUGGCGGUGUGGAUCUGAUUGUGUGGCGUAAAGACUGUGUGGUCUUUAUUCAAUGCAAGGAUCAUGCAGACAAAAUUGGGACCAGUACAACGCUUAGUGGUGUGCUCUUGAAACGAUCGAAACGUUAUUUCGGGAUUGUAGUGGUCCCGAAGGUUGCUGAGGGGGCAGUACAUGAGGCAAAUACUAGUCCUCGUCCACUAAUAUUGUCGUAUGAAGAUACAAUAGUUCAGGAUCUAUGGAUGUUGAUUAGAUCUAGGUUGGAGGCAUUAAAAGUUGAAGAGAAUGAAAUUGUAACAAGGAUGAAGAGUGAAAUGGAGGGGGUUGUGGAAUCAUGGCAGUUAGUAAUAGAACGAAGAGAGUUAGAGGCGGGAAAUGAAUUGAUGCGGGCACAAAUGAAAAAUGCGAUGAUGACGAGAGCAAACGAAUUACUUAUGAGAGAGAAUGAGGAGCUUGCAACUUUUCCAUUCGCUAAUGGAGCAAUGGAUCAUACUCCAUUGAUUCCAUUCACUCCAUUGGAUGUCAAUGGAAUGCUCCAUUGCCAACAACCUGCCUGCUUGGAGUCAAUGGAGCCAAUGGAGUACAAGCUCCAUCACUCUAUUCCAUUGAAUUCUGAAUAG